Cladophialophora psammophila CBS 110553 is the source of this 1035-nucleotide messenger RNA. RefSeq lists its product as uncharacterized. Lineage: Eukaryota; Fungi; Ascomycota; Eurotiomycetes; Chaetothyriales; Herpotrichiellaceae. The transcript is spliced from 2 exons. Gene Ontology annotation, molecular function: arylformamidase activity. The coding region runs from base 1 to 1035 and encodes 344 amino acids. The record is from RefSeq and is a predicted model, not a curated record.
AUGGCCCAACUCUCGACCAUUCCGGACUUCGAUUCCUUGCCCAAAGUCAAGGGGAUGCCGCAGGGCUGUGCGUGGGGUGUUUUCGACAAGGACGGCAAGAAAGACCAUCUAGGGACUCUUAAUCUCAUCACGCCAGAUGUUGUCCAGGAAGCCGUGAAGGAGGUCCGAGAUGGGGUAUCGAUUUCGUUGAACUGGUCCUUGGGCGCCAUUGCCGAAGCUGGAUUCGGACGGCGAGCGCUCAAGCACAAUGUCAUCGACAUGUCAGAAGGUGCACUGCGUACCGUCGCCUUCGACGACGAGGUGUCCUUUAACACCCAGUGUUCAAGCCAGUGGGACAGUCUUGUCCAUGUCGCGCACCAGCCGACCGGCCUGCAUUACAAUGGCACCAGGCCUCGCAAGGACGACCUGGUGCAGCCGUACGGGAAAGUUGACGUGGACAAAGCAUUGCCCACUCUCAACCACUGGCACGAGCGUGGGUGCAUGGUAGGGCGCGGCGUCCUCUUAGACUAUCGCGAAUAUGCCCGAGAGCAUGGGAUAAAGUACGACUGCUUCGACGCGCACGCCAUCUCUGUCCAGGAUCUUGAGGCGGUUGCGAAAUACCAAUGCACAACUUUCAAGCACGGCGACAUCUUACUGAUCAGGACCGGGUAUACUGAGGAAUUAGACGGGUUGGACGCCCAAGGUCAGGCACGACUGCUCGGCACCCACAAAGCUGUCGGUGUAAAGGGUAAUCGAGAAUCAGCUAGAUGGAUUUGGAAUCAUCAUUUCGCCGCUGUCGCAGGCGACCAGGUGGCAUUCGAAGUGAUCCCGCCAACCAUCGAAGAGGACAACAACCGUGUGGGUGGGUUGAACGAACUCGUCCUCCACCAAUAUUUCCUCAGUCUCUUCGGCCUAUGCAUUGGCGAACUGUGGGACCUGAAGGCGCUUGGGGAACACUGCCGGAAGGUUCGCCGCUACGAGUUUCUGUUGACUAGUGCACCGCUCAACGUGCCCGGCUCGGUAGGUUCGCCACCAAAUGCCUUGGCUAUCUUUUGA